GCUGCGAAAGUGAGAUGGCCUUCUUUGUUUCAUGGCGUGGAUUCGGCCACUCAGGAUUGGAUUGUUGACCAGAUGCAUUCAGUCCGACCGGUCGUAGAAACUGGAUAUGAAAAUGUUUUACUUGUGAGAUUGUUGUUAGAGACCAGAAUACCUUCCAUCAGGAAGUCUUCAGUUGCAGAGGGGCUCACGGUUGAGGGUAUAUUGGAAAAUUGGUCCAAGUUGAAGCCUGUUAUCAUGGAAGAGUGGAGUGAGAAUAGAGAAACUUUGAUAGAUCUUUUUGGAAAGGUUAGAGAUGAAUGGUUGGAGCAGGAUUUCGCUACUUGGAUCGGUGCAAAUAGAUUCUAUCCUGGUGUUUCUGAUGCAUUAAAAUUUGCAAGCUCGAGAGUGUACAUCGUCACCACGAAACAGAGCCGUUUUGCCGAUGCUUUACUCCGAGAGCUUGCUGGGGUGACAAUUCCACCUGAAAGAAUAUAUGGUCUAGGAACUGGGCCUAAGGUGGAAGUGCUGAAGCAGCUUCAAAAGAGAUCAGAGCACCAAGGACUCACACUUCACUUUGUUGAGGAUCGGCUUGCUACCUUAAAAAAUGUCAUCAAAGAACCUGAGUUAGAUCAAUGGAAUCUGUAUUUAGGAAACUGGGGUUACAACACUCAGAAAGAGAGAGAAGAAGCUGCAGCUAUCCCCAGAAUUCAAGUUCUUGAGCUGUCGGACUUCAGUAAGAAGUUGAAAUGAUUGUUUGUUGCCUUCAUUGAAUUUUCACUUUUUCAGGCGUCAGCAUUGAACUGAACAUUUUGUUACCAUCUCAUUUAUAAAGAAAGUCAGUUUGUUGUGACCACAAUCUUUCUAUUUAAAAUGGCUGCUGUAACUGUAUCCUCUAAUGUUAUAUAGAGAAAUGUUUUUUCAGUACA
Molecule: messenger RNA, 905 nt
Organism: Arachis ipaensis
Lineage: Eukaryota; Viridiplantae; Streptophyta; Magnoliopsida; Fabales; Fabaceae
Source: RefSeq, a predicted model, not a curated record